Messenger RNA from Ostreobium quekettii, 3681 nucleotides. The record is from the annotation of a GenBank genome assembly. NCBI's taxonomy places the organism in Eukaryota, Viridiplantae, Chlorophyta, Ulvophyceae, Bryopsidales, Ostreobiaceae.
AUGGACAACGAGCACCCUCAAAAUGCCCUUUCCCUUGAUGGACCUGCCGAACAGUGUUCACCUUUGAGCACACAACCCCCUUUGGAGACAACAGAUACCAUGCAGGGUGCAGCAUCAGAGUCGGUGGGGCAGGGGCAAGAGGAUGGCAGGAACCCAAAGCCUGCAAGACGAAGGGAGGUGGAAGGAGUGCCUAAGGGGGCCAUAUCGUUGUCAAGACUUGUUAACACGCUUGGACUUGGAUUGGGGGCUGCAGCCUGCUGGGGGGGAUGGAAAGGAGGGGUCAUAAGGGCUGGAGGGGGAUUUGUUUGGGGCGUUGCACUUGGCUGUGCAGCAGGGCUGGGAAUAACCAGGCGAUACAACAGAAACAGGAGGUCAAAGCACCUCAAGCUUCAAUUCCUGGGCCAUAACCUCUCCAGCAGGGUGAUCUUGGAUGUGCUUAAGUGCACCGAUCCGCACAACAUGCCCAGUGUCUUCUCCAGCGAACGCGUCGAGUCUGUCAACCGCACCUUGAAGCAAAUAUGGCCAUUCUACGAACCUGUGAUUGGCAAGCUGAUCGUGGAGACAGUCACUCCCUUGUUCGAGGUGUGGAAGCCAUCCUUCAUAAAGACGAUCAACUUCGACAAACUGACGUUUGGCGAUGUGCCCUUCAGCAUCACACAGCUGGAGGUGCUCAGACACGGGGAGGAUGAGUUUGUGCUCCAGGCUGCCAUCAGGUGGGAUGGCACGGCGAGCGUCUCGCUGAUGGUGGAGGCUGGUGGCGUCAAGAUGGUGCCAAAGGUGGAUAAGCUUGACUUCUUUGCCAACGUACGCAUAGCGCUCACCCCCCUGGUGCCGAUUCUGCCAUGCUUUGGGGCCAUGACCUUGGCAUUCAUGAAGCCUCCGAUGGUGAAUUUUGAAAUCUCCAUUGGCACGCCUCUGAUGGGCUUCAACUCCACCACUGUGAAGGACUUCCUCACCAACUUUGUGGUGCACCACAUCUUUGGGGACCUGCUUGUGUGGCCAAACCGGAUCGUGAUUCCGAUUCUUCCAGAGGAAGAGAUUGGAAGCAUCGAUCAUCUGUACAUGCAUACACGAGGGGUGCUGCGGGUGGUUGUGAAGGAAGCUGAUGGGAUGGGCGUGUAUGGUGACAGGACAGCAUGGAAAGUGUAUCUUCAGACUGUUGCAUCCAAAUCGCACUGCACAAAGGCCAAGUCGGGUGAUAGCAUCGUUUGGGAAGAAGAACACCACUUGCAGGUGGUGGAGUUGUGUCAGGGCCUCCAUGCCACAGUGGUCGACAGAAAUUACCGCUAUGUGGACCCCUUGAUGGCAUCCACCACGAAACUGGAGACUCAGCAUGGGCGUAAGGUCGGGAGUUGCUUUGUUGACAUCCAUGACCUUGAGGCUGGUGUGCCGGUGGACUCAUGGUAUGAGCUCAUUUCAACGGCCAAAGAAUCAGGAACGCAGCGCCUCCAUCUACCCAACCUUCGACAGGCAGCGCGGGUUUGCUACCAUGGAGCAAGAACUAGUUACAGGACCACAAAGAUGGGAAUCAAGGCCACGGGCAAGACAGCAACGAGGGCCGUGGACGAGUUGGUGAAGGAGUCCAUGGCAGUAGGCGCCAAGACCGUCAACGUGCUUUCCAAGGCUUCGGACAAGCUGACAAGAAAAGCUGUGAGCAAGUGGCACUCUGUGGCUGUGGGCCACCUUCCCCAAGAGGUCGUGGCCGAUGGCAGAAGCGCUUCAGGGUCAUCUGCUUCUGUGGAGGGCGAUCUCGAGUUGCACCAAGAGCCGCCCAGAAGGAGGCGCCGGGACCGUCUGCUUUCCAAACUGGGAUUGGCAAAGAGCAGGUCUGAACCAUCUCUGGACACUGACGCUUCCACGUCUGGUGAUUCGCCAGCUGCCAAAGCGGGCUCCAACCAUGCUUCUAAGCACUUGUUGGGUCAAAAGGGAUCUGAUCCCGGGGAUCCUGAAGCAAAGGGUGGACUGGCCCCACAGGCGACAGAGGAUCAUUCCAUAUGGCACAAUACCUCGCACGCCUUGCACAAACUGGGGCACCCCCUGGAAACACUGCACAAGUUGGGGCGACACAAGAAGAAAUCGUCCAGUUCUGCCGCUGCUGAUGGGUCUGCUUUAUCGACCGAGCAACAAACAACUUUGGUGGAUCGGGUUGGGGUGCUGCAAGCCACGCCUGAGCACAGUGGCAUGGGCCUGCUGCCAGAUGACCCCCCAGAGGCACGUACUGUAUCAUAUUCUGGCUCUUUGGGCUCCAGUGGGGAGGUGCCUGGAGAUGUUGAUGAUCACAGUCCAGGACCACAUCAAAAUUCUUCGCCCCACAGUGAAGAAUCAUCGCAGAUAGGAAAAGAGCACGAUGGACCGAGGGUCGAGCAGCCAAAGAAACAAAAUGAGCCAUCUACGUCUGAAAUCCAGCUGCCAGGGGAUCUGUCCGAUGGGGCUGAAGAAUCGGAAGGCUGCAGUGUGGAGAGUUGGUCAGCUGUCGAUGGGGGGCACGGUCUGAGGGAAGCCCUGGGUGAUGUUGAGGUGGAGGGAUCUACUACAGCAACACAUCGGCUGGAUGCUGCUCACGCCAUCCACAAAGCAAGCUCUGCGCGUUCCGUACUCACUAUAGCUUCAGACGACAGCUGGGACACGGUGACUCCCAGAGAAACUGGUCCGCGCUUGCGGCUGGAGCUCACCUACAUGCCCCUUGACUGGCUGAGGCGUGGAUGCCUCAGUACCACACAGCAUUCUGUGCACCAUGGGCUGCUCUUCUUCAGGCUGCUAAGAGGUUUCAACCUCCCAGCAGGUCUGCAUGAGCCGUACUGCGAACUGAGGCUGGUCAACACCAAGACUGGUGAAGAGCGCGAAACUAAGAUCUCCAGGGCCAUGAAACAGGUCCACAAUUUCUACAUAGAAUGGAAUGAGAGCUUCGAGUGGUUCAACGUCAGUGUUGAUGAAGUGAUGACCAUUCAGGUGAUCGAUGAGGGCAAGAUCAGGGUGAAGCAGGUGGGACAUUCAGAGAUCCCAAUGUCUGACGUGGCAGCUGCAGUGGACCCAUCCCAUGCCAAGGUGCUGAUCGAGACGCUCACCCUUGAGGGCAGCAAGGGAGGACGGGGCGGGGGCAAUGGGGACCUUGAGGUCGAAAUGGAUUGGGUGCCACUCGACCACAAUCCCAUCAAGGGGAUCGAAUCAGGGAACUGUGGGUUGGUGGGCGCAAGGGAGGUUGGUGCUGGGAAGAUGAGGCAGCGGGGGGUGUUGCGGAGGGGCUGCCUGCAUGUGCGGCUACUCUGGGCAAGAGACCUGCAGAAUGUGGACUGGGUGGGGAAGAGCGACCCGUAUGUGGUGAUGAGGGUGAAUGCGAACCAGCUACAGUCAAGUGUGGUGCAGAAUGAUCUGAAUCCCAAGUGGUGUGAAGAGUUCGAGUGGCGCAGCGUGAAGGACAAUGACAUCCUGGCCAUCGAUAUUCUGGACAGGGGCACCAUCGCAGACAGAGUGUUGGGACGGUGUGACGUGAAGAUCAGUGCAGCUGCUACCAAACCAGGAGAGGUGCAGAAGCUGAAGGAAGUCUUGCUGUCAGCCGACAUGACUAAACCAGCGGGCGGGACGAUCGCCCUAUUGAUGCACUUCCAUCCCACCUCUUCGUCGGGCGACGAGGCGGAUAGAGUCUCCCCAGUAUGGCCGGAACUGACCCCAGAUGACUUAUAA